Messenger RNA from Misgurnus anguillicaudatus (oriental weatherfish), 3308 nucleotides. The record is from RefSeq and is a predicted model, not a curated record. NCBI's taxonomy places the organism in Eukaryota, Metazoa, Chordata, Actinopteri, Cypriniformes, Cobitidae.
CUAAAAACCUUGAUUAUUCUGGUUAGUCACAUUGUACUGCUAUUAUUUUGAACAAGACUGUACAUCAAAUCCUAAUCCUACAUCUGAAGUUCAAGUAACUGAGGAAAGGCUUAUUGAUGAACUGAUGUCACUGAAGGUGACAGCUGUCCGACGGUUAUGUGCAUCUUGUGGGUUAGAUACCAAGGGAUCAAAGAUGGACCUUAUAAUGAGACUGAGGAGUAUGACACUGAGUAUCAUAUGACAACAUUUUUCAAAAGGUUUGGGGUGCAUCAGGUUUGUAUGCAUAGAUAUAUUUUAAUUUAUAACAAAAAAAAACAUGAACAUAGAAAUCUUUAUUAUUAUUUUUUUACUUUAAGUGCUGCAAUCAUUAAUGUUAAACAAUCUAUUACAUAGGUGGCUGGGCAGUUGUUAUGUGCCCCUGCGGUGUUGUUAACAGCAUUAAAGUCCUGGUGAGAACUGAUAGUCCAAGGGAUUUCACUGACAUUUUGCUGUCCUGGAAACUCCUUCCCAAUAUAACUAUUUAUGACUUUGCAAGAGGACUUUCCUCUCAUGCAAAUCUCCGUAAUCCAAACAUAUGAUUCCCUUCAGUCCACAUGAGGGUCUACUUUUGAAGCCAGUGGUGCAACCAAUAUUGCAGCAGCAGAUGAGGGUAGACUUAAAAUUUCAUUAAAAUGGCUCAAAGAGAAGACAAUGCCUGCUGAUGUGAAUGGGCAUCCAGGCUUAUCUGAUAUGUACUUUCUGACAGAUUUCAUGAAAACAACACAAAGAAUCCCAGUGAUAAACUUCAUAAAAUACGGCUUGUGCCUGAGUUGGCUGGAGGAGAUAAUUCUCAAUGUGCUGAGCAGUUGUUUUCUCAAAUGAGAAAAUCCUAAAUGUUAUGAAGCCAACAAAUCAUGUUUUAUUUUCUUAUUAUAGUGGUGCAACAGGUUUCGCAUGUUGCAAUAAACAGGUUGGCUGAACAGCUUACCAAGCAUGGCCAAGCACUUGCAGAUAAACUUGUUUUUUUCAUAAUGUAAUUUAAUGUUAUUACCACAUUUAUUGGUUUUCCUAAAAAUGUUAUUUGACACUGGUGUUAGAUGAUGCUCACAUGCUUUAUGACUUUAGGUAAAAGCACAGUUGAAAUAGAUGAUAAGCCAAGUAAACACAACAUUUUCAUUUCAGUGUCUCAGGAUUUAGGAAUCUUGCUUCUAAUGUGUAUUUUGACAUCUCAUGAAGACUUUGGUUUAUUUUUGAACAGAAUAUGUUAAAGAAGCUUUAUGUAACACUUUCAUAUGUUGUAUUUCCCUUGUAAGUGGAAAUUUUGUUCUUACAUUAAUACGUUUGAAAUGUUUACAAAGUAAUUUGGUUUAUUUGGUCAAUAAAUAAAGCAAUUUAUGCAUUCUUUUGUGUCUAUUUUUUUUUUAAUUCAACCCUCCCUGAAUAAGAAUUAUGUAAUUUUUCCUAAUGGCUAACAUGGCCGCCAUUUUAAGUAAACUUAGUAAAUGUACUAUUUUCGUGCACUCAUUUUGUGGCUUAUAUAUCACAUUUGUUUUUGGUAGUUCUUAAAAUUAAGUUAAGACCAUCUAAGUGUUAUUUUGAGACAUCAUUUAUUUCAAUAAAAAUCUAGUUGGUACUGGUAUUCUUACUUUUUCAGGUAAACUGAAGUACUGCUCAAGUAGAACUUUACUUUUAAUAAGUAUAUUUGUACCAUAACUUUACAUAACUUACAAAUGUACUGGCUAGUAUUUAAGUGGUUUAUGGACUGGGACUGCUGGAUUAUUUAUUACUUCUUCAUGCAACAAUGUUUAUUUUUUUAAUCAUUUUAAUAAGCAAUAUUAUAUAAAACAAAAACGUUACAAGAUUUUAAAAAAGAACUUGUUUAGUCCUCUUAUUGUUUUCAGCACGACUUUGUUAAAUGUUCACUUCUAAAUUAAAUGAAAUAACAGAAUUCUUAAUGUUUAUGUUUUGUUGAGAUUAGCUUUACCGUUUUAAGGUCUUUUACGCUAUACGUGUUUUAACAUAUUUUGAAUAUUUUAUUUAAACCCAAUUCUUCUACAUCUUUUUUACCAGAGUUAUUUUCUGUUUUUUAAUAGUAUUGUUGAUACUCUUACAGACACAAUUAUGAUGAUUACUGCUUUUAUCUUAAUGUAGUAUCAACAAUAACCUGCUCGCGCUGAAUGAUGCGUCUUAUUUGAUAACUUUCAGCUUCCAUGUUGCCAGAUAUUAGUACGAAAAACAAGCAAAAAUACUUGGCUUUAAAAACAAAGUUCGUCCAAACCAAGGGAUCGGUUUUAGGUCCUAUCCUGUUCUCGUUAUACAUGUUACCUCUAGGAGACAUUAUCAGGAAACAUAACAUAAGUUUUCACUGCUAUGCGGAUGAUACCCAGCUUUACAUCUCCUCACAUCCCAGCGAAACACACACGUUUUCUAAGCUAACAGACUGCCUUAGCGAUGUUAGUGACUGGAUGGCACAUAACUUUCUUAAGCUGAACUCCAAUAAGACAGAGAUACUUAUUAUUGAACCGAAUCGCUACAAACAUAAUAUGUUAGAUUACAAGUUGCACAUAGAUGGCUGCACUGUGGUGCCAUCUUCCACGGUUAGGAACUUAGGUGUGAUGUUCGACAGCAACUUAUCCUUCGAUAGUCAUAUCGCCAACGUCUGCCGCACAGCAUUCUUCCAUUUUAGAAAUAUCUCGAAUAAUAUACUGUCUACAUCUGACGCAGAGAAGCUUAUCCAUGCUUUCAUGACCUCUAGAAUAGACUAUUGUAACUCGCUACUCGGGGGAUGCCAUGCAAAUCAAGUAAACAAGCUUCAGCUAGUUCAAAACGCUUCCGCAAGGGUACUUACUCGAUCUAAAAAGUAUGACCACAUAAGCCCAAUUCUGGCAUCUUUACACUGGCUACCAGUUAAAUAUCGCAUACAAUUUAAAAUAUCACUAAUCACCUACAAAGCUUUAAAUGGCCUAGCACCCUCAUAUCUUAGAGAAUUACUAUCAGAAUACAAUCCAUCACGCACACUACGGUCGCAAAAUUCUGGUCUCUUGAUUAUCCCUAGACUAUCAAAAGUGUCUAAAAGUGGAAGGUCAUUUUCCUACUUAGCCCCUAAGCUCUGGAAUGAUUUACCAACCGAUGUCCGAGAAUCAGACACAGUCGAUAAUUUUAAAUCUAGACUUAAAACUUUUCUCUUCAACAAAGCAUUCGCAUAAAAGUCUAGUAAAAGUACUUAACUCGAAAUAGUUAUCUGUACGGAACAAAGCACUCGCGGUCAUAACACAGACCACCAAAUAAAUAAAUAAAAACCUUAUCUUAACCUAUAGUCGGAUUGCGAU